GAUCAUUCAGGUACAAGAUAUUUAGCAAGAUCAGACUCUAAUGUUGAGAAUGUGAGGAGGUCUGGCCGUGUUCCAGUUUCAUCUCAAAGCUGUUCACGAGGGGUUGAGAAGUUCUUGUUUGCAGGAGUUCUUCCACUGGACCGCACAUCAACAACGACGUCUUCACGGAGCUCGCUUGGACUAUCGUCUUGCUGGAAACAAUUUGGGAAUCUUCAUAUGGUGGCCAUACUUUGUAGGAGCAGUUUCAUUUGCUCUUCUAAGAUGUUCCACUAGACUUGUGGAGAUUUUUCUGUGUGGUUGAGGAGACCUGGGGUGCAGUCGGCAUGAAAAAUUCAUCUCAAAGGUGUUCAGUAAGGUUUAGAGCUCUAUUGCAAACCACUCAACAUCUUUCUCUCUCAUACCUUCAGGGACUUUUUGCACAAAUUAUCAAAAAGGUUCUCCAAGUUCGAGUGAAGGAACAUUUCAUGCAAAGACAUCUCUCCAAGUUUGUGGGACCAGUUUGGUAAAUUCUUCAGACAGAAACCAACAACCAGCAGUGAAAUUAAACAAUUGACCACAAAAUGAUGUUACAGUUUUCCAUUCAACCCAAUUCAACUUUUAAUUAGAAACAAUAAACCCAUUACACAUGCUAAAGGUUUCUGGAGGUGGUGGUGGUGGUGUUUAGAAGGGAGAAGAAAUUUAGAAAGAAAAAGAUCUCACAGACACACGUGGGAGCAUCAUGCUAGAUAUUUGUGAACAUUUGAGUUAUUUGAUUUGCAAUUGUUUUGGGGUUUUUUUUACUUCAUCACAGCCAUGAUGUCUGAGGCGAACACAGGCUGGGUUGCAUGGUGAAAUCGUGAAUCCGUCAUUUAGCUGCACGUACACACACACACACACGCACGCACGCACGCAGGCAGGCAGGCGCGCACACACACAUACACACACACACACACACACGAACAGUCGUGUCCCCCAAAUUUGGCGACAGACAGCGCGAGCGUGUUGGAGGAACCGCUAAAACGACCUCCAGACCUCCUCGGGUUCUGAUGAAGGAUUGCUAUUUUUUGCUGUAAAAGAAGAGACGAAGGAGAGAAGCUGCAGGAUCUGGUUGCUGCAUGAAGAACAAUGAGAUGGAGUCGGGCGGUUUCUUGGAUCACGAGAGGUUUUUGAGGAUGCUGCGCGAGCGCGGAGAAAACGGGCAAGACGCAGGGAUGUGUCACAUCGACCAGCAGAGAAAACACGCUCUUUCCACGAGGUGAGGUCCGACCUACCACAGCUACAGCGAUGGUGUACGCUCUGCCAAUGGACGCCGCAAAGCCGUCUCUGCACACGACCCUCCUCACGUACCUGAUGCCGAACAAUUCGCAGAGGGACAAUGUGUCGACUCCGGCUGCCGGUUCCCCAACGCCCGUUUGCGACCUGGAAACUUCCUCGAACAGCACCCAAGUGUCCUAUGAGCUCAGUCCAGCAGAAGUGACCGUCCUGGGGCUGAUCUUUGGCGUCUUUUGGCUGGUCUCGGUUCUUGGGAACGCUUUGGUGUGUCUUGUGAUACACCGCAGCCGGAGAACUCAGUCCACCACCAAUUACUUUGUGGUGUCCAUGGCCUGUGCUGAUUUGCUGCUGAGUCUCGGUUGUGCUCCAUUCGUCCUGCUCCAGGUCUCGUCCGGGUAUUGGCCCCUGAGCACGGCGGCCUGCAAGGCAGUGCGCUACAUCCAGCACCUGUGCCCCGGCGUGCAGGUCUACGUCCUGCUUUCCAUCUGCGUGGAUCGCUUCUACACGAUCGUAUAUCCACUCAGCUUUAAAGUGUCUCGGGAGAAGGCCAAACGCAUGAUCCUGGCGUCCUGGCUCUUCGACGCCGCUUUCGUCUCGCCGUGCCUCUUUUUCUAUGGAUCGUCAUCGUCAAUCACGCAAAGACACUGCGAAUUUUUCCUCCUGGGAUCGUGGGAUGGUCUGGCCUACGCCCUGGUUCACCUCCUGUUUGGGUUCCUGGUUCCAGCACUUCUCAUCUUGUCAUUCUACCAGAGGGUCGUGCGGUACAUUUGGCGCAUCAGCGCGGACGGACGCACGGUGCGCAGGACUAUGAACAUUGUGCCCAGGACGAAAGUGAAAACCAUCAAGAUGUUUCUGAUGCUAAACACUGUGUUCCUCCUCACGUGGAUGCCUUUUUACGUAGCGCAGCUUUGGCAUCCCGACGUCUCCGCCGGCCCCAGCAGGCAGGGGGCGCUCUUUUUCGUGGCCAUCGCGUGGAUGUCGUUCAGCUCCACCGCCUCAAAGCCGACGCUCUAUUCGGUCUACAACGCCAAUUUCCGGCGAGGAAUGAGAGAGACGUUCUGCAUGUCAUCCAUGAAGUGCUACCGGAGCAACGCGUACACCAUCACGGCUAGUUCACGCAUAGCCAAGAAGAAUUACGUUGGUGUUGUGGAUUUGUCGGUUCCGCCGAAAACUCUGAUCAAAGAUUCCGUGUACGACACGUUCGACCGGGAAGCAAAAGAGAAAAAACUUGCAUGGCCUAUAAGUGUCAACCCUCCCAACACAUUCGUAUAGAGUCGCGACACGUUGACACGUUCGACGCGUUUCAUCCAAAUGUACUCGAAGGUGCUCAGGUGCUGAUUUUUCUAGAGCACACCUGGCAUCGAAAACUGAAAGCGCUACACCUUUUAUUGUCGUUUUAUUAAGCAGGAUAUUACGAAAAGCAAAAACUGACAGCAGCCAGGUGAGGAGGAGCUUGUGAGAAGAACCUCACGAGGAACGCUUUUUGUGUCAUUUGUCUGUAGUAUGUUCCGUAGCGUUAAAUCUGUUGUUUCUUGUGAUCCUAAAUGUCGAGACACUAAAGGUCAGAAGAUACGUGUCGAGACAAACCCAGUGCCGUGACUCUUAUCUAUACUUGUGUCCACGUGUCUAGAUUUGCCCAAUGGGUCUAUGUGUGGACUUUCAUCUACAGCGCUGUCGAUCUCAACGUCUUACCACUGUGAUGAUGUCUUCGUCCAUUACCAUACUGAGUUCCUUUCUGUAGGAAACAUGUCCCUGGUCCAGAAAACGUCUUAAACCGUGUUGCAUUAAACAAUGACGAGCAGAAAAUAAAAAAAUAUUUAAAAACGA
This is a messenger RNA of Silurus meridionalis, 3078 nucleotides long. RefSeq names its product G protein-coupled receptor 19 (gene gpr19). Lineage: Eukaryota; Metazoa; Chordata; Actinopteri; Siluriformes; Siluridae. The record is from RefSeq and is a predicted model, not a curated record. The transcript has 2 exons. The coding region runs from base 1264 to 2523 and encodes 419 amino acids. Gene Ontology annotation, biological process: G protein-coupled receptor signaling pathway. Gene Ontology annotation, cellular component: plasma membrane. Gene Ontology annotation, molecular function: neuropeptide receptor activity.